This is a messenger RNA of Vanessa atalanta (red admiral), 2727 nucleotides long. It is a transcript of the gene Nbr, whose product is annotated as exonuclease mut-7 homolog. Gene Ontology annotation, biological process: nucleobase-containing compound metabolic process. The record is from RefSeq and is a predicted model, not a curated record. NCBI's taxonomy places the organism in Eukaryota, Metazoa, Arthropoda, Insecta, Lepidoptera, Nymphalidae. The transcript has a single exon. The coding region runs from base 147 to 2669 and encodes 840 amino acids. Gene Ontology annotation, molecular function: nucleic acid binding; 3'-5' exonuclease activity.
UUGUGACAUUUACAAAAUAUGAAGUGGAUAUAUUGCGAUUUAGAAACUUAGUUUCAACCAAAAUCAAAUAAACUUUAUCUUAACUUUAAGUUUACUUUGUAAGAAAAUGUUUGGUUGUAUUAAAAUAGGUGUUUAAUUUCUUAAAAAUGGAUAUCAAUCAACUAGUUGACAAGAAUCAAGCUAUUAAAAUUGUUCCCUCAAUUGAAGAAUCUCUAAACAAUAUAGGUCUGAACACAGACAUUGACGAAAGAACUUUAAUUUGGCUAAACCAACUGAAAUUAAAAUGGAAAACUUGGAAGAAAAGUCCUGCAACAGAUCAUCAUUUUGAUAUAUUUUUUCAGUUUACACCAGAUCCAUAUAGAGUUGCUUUAGUAUGCAUAAUUAAAUGUGAAGAGUUCAAAGAUAGUAAGCCAAGAACUUUGCCCUAUUAUAUACUAGAGACUUUGAGCAAGUGGUCACAGUCAAGUGGACUAUUGCCAGAAGAAACAUUAAAACUUCCAGCUUUUCAAAUUGCUAUACAACAAAGAAAUAUACUUUUUCUCAAUUUACUAAUAAAGACUUACCAAUUAUUUACAAUUAAAGAAACAAUUUUACCUGUUGUUAAGAAUAUGUUAAAAAAUGAUAAUUGCAAACAAGCUUCCCAAAUUGUAGUAGCUAUGGAAUUAUUUGAUGAAAUACCAGUUGAAGACCUACUUUUCCCUUUGAUUUUGCAAGACAAAGCUAACAUGAUUGAUGAAUAUUUGUCCGAGUGUCCCAAUCAAGUGAGACCUCUAUUAUUAUUUUUAGAUAAUAUGUUAGAUAAAAAAUUUAAUAUAAGAGAUUUCACACAGAAGUAUAUUGAUGAAAACAAAGUUUGCAAUGUUAAGUAUGAAAAAAUCCAUUACAAACCACUUGGCAAGUUGGUCGCUCGAUUGUGCAACAAAUUUAACAUUCCCAUAGAAACAUGUGAAAAUCUUAGUAAAAAUAGAACAAGGGGAGGCCUGAGAUAUUUAAUACAUCAAAAAUAUGUGCAACACAAUGUAAGUUCAUCUGUAUGGGAUGAUUUGGUAAAAGAUUCUCUUAGAAACAACACAGAAUGUGUCUAUGAGUUUAUUGAUAUGCUAAUAGAAUAUGAUACAAAGGAAGCUCUUAAGUGGGCCACAUAUUUUGAGAUGCCUGAAAUUAGUCUCCCAUUAGCUUUAAGAAAUGUUUCAAUAGAACAAGUGCCUGCUGAAGAAGAGAAUUGGGAAAAGCUUGAUAAUGUAACUCAGAAAUAUUUUAAAUUACCUCUUCCUGAAAGCAGUAUAAAAAUAAUUGAUACAUGUGAAACAUUUUACGACCUUGUAUCUAAUUUAAAAAAUUGUACUAUAGUAAGUAUUGACUGUGAGUGGAAACCAUCAUUCGGAGCAACACAAUCACAAGUUGCUCUAAUCCAAAUAGCAUCUCACGAUUGUAUUUACUUGAUUGAUACAUUAGUUUUAAAUAACAAGCAAUAUUCAAGUUUUUGGUAUAGAUUUAAUAAAUCUCUGUUAGAUAAUGCAGAAAUAAUUAAAUUGGGAUUUGGACUUGAACAAGAUUUAAAAGAAAUAAAGUCUUCAAUUAGUGGUUUAAGCAAUAUUAAAGUUAAAGGUGAAGGAUUAUUAGAUUUAGGACUGUUAUGGAAAAGACUUAUUAAUUUUGGACUUUCAUUACCUAGUGAUAGUGAUAGUGGAGGCAACAGUUUAAGCUCUUUAGUACAGGCUUGUUUCGGACUUCCAUUAGAAAAGGCAGAACAGUGCUCCAACUGGGAAUUAAGGCCAUUAAGAACUACUCAAUUGCAUUAUGCUGCUCUUGAUGCGUUUGUACUUCUAGAAAUCUAUUAUUAUCUGCAAAAGUUAUGUAUCGAACAAAAAAUUAAUUUUGAUGACAUUUGUAAUGAUGUUAUGUUGGAGAGAAAAUUAAAAAGUGUAAAGAAGAUUACAGUGGCAGACAGAUUACAGGCAUGUACAUUGGAUUUUAAACCAAAAUCAAGCAAAGAUGUAAAAAUAAUUGUUGAACAUGAAUUAUCUCAUUUAUUAGCAUAUUUCAGAUAUUGUGGCAUUGAUACAAUUGUUGUAUCUUCAUCAAAGCUAUGGCAUGAUACAGUUAAUUUAGCCAUACUGGAAAAUCGUUUUAUUUUAACAGCUAAAUUAAAAUGUUCACCCACAGCUCGUUUUGCCCAAAAUUUAAUAUUAGAUUUAAGUCAGGGUAAUAUUAAAGAUCAAGUGCAAAACACAUUUUCUAAUUAUAAUAUAGUUGUUACACGAAGUGACCUUUUAAGCAGAUGUUUACAUUGUAAUUUUACUGAUUUAAAAAAACUGACUUCCGAUGAAGUUAUUGAUAUUUGUAAUUUGUAUAACAUGCCAAGUAAUACCAAUACAAUUAACAAAAGGUAUGCAAGCGAUAAUGAAGAAGAAGACCCAUAUAAUGAUAAUUUUCUCAGUGAUUCCGAUGGAGAUGAUAUAUAUUUAUGCCAACCUGUAACAUCUCAAAAUAAAUCUUGUGUGACAAGUAUGGGUGCUUUGAUUGAUAUAAGCAAUGUACAGAAAUUAUCAACAUCUUCCAAAACAGCUUGUCUUUGUGAAAGCUGUGGUAAGUUGUUUUGGGAUGAAGAUCCUUUGAUAAUAUCUGUACAUGAACUAAUUUCAUCUAUAAUACAAUUCAGUGAUUAAAAAUGCGUAAAGUUAAAAGUACAAAAGAUAGCAAUAAAGUUGGUUAAUGCAUAAUUAA